AUUGCAGAGUACAGUUGCAGAGGUGUUCGACCAUUCGGCAGAGCAGCAGCUGAAAGUUGGUCGUGUUGCACGUCUUUCGACAGACUUCGUUUUGCGACUCUGCACAUUUUACUUUCAAAGAUGGUACGUCCACAUUUUGGGCCACCUCGCCUAAAGCCCAGACCCUACAGAGACGAUGGCAUGGGAUCAUCAAGUGACAGUAAUUACAGGUCAAGAAGAGAUGACCAUGAUUUUCAUGGAAAGCCCCCUCCUCUUCACUGGAAAGACUCCCGAGGUAGAGGGCGGCCCCAGAUGGUAAAAAGGGUCUCGUCAGUAGGAGAGCCCCGAGAGCCACGUUUCAACAACUGGAGGUCUACAAAUGAGGAUUCUUAUCACUCUUACCCCUCCAAAACGGAACCACAUCACCAGAGGAGACCCUCUCCCUCCAGGCCAAACCGGUCGCCCCACAACCAGCAUCACCCCCGCAGUCCAGCACACAGAGGCCCACCUUUCCACAGUCACCCACCCCCUGGUCACAGGUCACCGUCACCCAGGCAUUUUCACAGCCAUCCAGAAGACAGAAGGCCUGGCCCUCCCCCGCCGUUCAGGGGCUCGUUCAGAGGAAAGCGGCACCCAGGGUUUUCUCACCCAGAGCAGAGGAGUCGAGAACCUCCUAUGAACUACAGUCCAAGAGACAGACCAUAUGAGCCCUCACACAUGAGGCGCUGGAAUGGUGCAGGAGCGUUUUCUCAUAAUGACAAGGGUCCCAGAGAGUUUCAUGGCCGUGGUCCAGAGAGGUGGGCUGAGCAAGACCCCGGGCGGCAGCGUGGACCAAUGGAGAGGCAGCACAGCAGAUCCCACAGUAGAGAGCGAGCACAAGACACUCAUUCUCACCCACCUCCAUUCAGACCCCCAUCAUGGAAAGGAUCAUCACCUCAUUCACCCCCUCACGAGAGGCAUAUGCCAGUGCCACGCAAGAGGAGGAUAUCUGAUGUCCACCCACACCCUUCAGACCAUGCCAUGGGUCAUGAUGACGCAAAACAUCCCAGAAGAGAGAGGCCACAGCUCAUGAACAUGCCCAGACCUCUGGCUCCCAGGCCCUUUGGCCCCAGACCUUUUGGUCCAAGGCCUUUUGGAACAAGGCCAUUUGGUCCCAGACCAUUUGGGGCAAGGCCCUUUGGUCGGCCUUUGUCUCUAAGAGACAGAAGUUUCCUGAUCAAGAGCAGACAAAUGAGAGCGGAGUCUCUGAUGAAGCUACGAUUACCUCCAUCGUUCAAAGCCAGAGCCAGCUUUAGCUCGGUCCUUGCUUUGAGAAAGAAGAGAUUUGAAUCCGGAGCAGCACCCUUGAGAAAACCAGAGCAGAGGGAGACGAGACCCAAACAGUCACCCACCAAGACUGAAGGCAAUGCAAGCCAGUCCUCAGACUCAAAAGAACAGGUGGAGUCUCGCCGGUCCGUGAACUCGCACAGGUCAUCGCCACCAAAGAAAGAUGACCUUGUUGUUUUAUCCCAUUGGGAAUCAGGAGCAGGUUCUUCUUCAAAGGACCACUCUCCUUCACGGGACCAUAACCCCAAAACUGAAAGACAUUCAGGACCUGAAAGUACAUCAACCAGCCGAAACGACAAACCACAUUUUACAAGGUCAUUUGAAGACCGUAACCGGGGCUAUUCUGACUGUAGGCCGGACAAACCAGAUGGAUUCUUCAGAAGGCCUUUUCCUGCUGGACCAAGAAGACCUGGCCCACCAAUGGACCGUUUUCAGAGACCAGCAUUUAGAAAAAGUCUUAGUAUUGUGUCCAAAUAUCGUAACAUGAGAGUGAUGCGUCAGCGUGGAUCGUACAGUCGAGGUCCUGAUCAGCGAUGGUGAAGCCCUUGUGGGCCCCAUUAAACAAAAAAAAUGACCUCUGCUGCUGUGAGCACCUUUUUCUACAUUUCCUACCUGUAUAUAGCAGACAAGUGCUUAUGUGUUUAAGUUGAUCUUUUUAAAAUGGCUAAGCCCUUGUUUUGACACCAAGAACUGUGCCCCUUUCCUUCACACUGCCCACUUUUAAUUGAUGUUUCACUAAUCCUUGAUUUACUAAACGUGAAGAUGUCAUGGGUAUUUAGUGUUUAGCAAUGUGUUUUUAUUUGUUUGUUUAGCAGCUACAAUCAAGUAUCUGUCAUGAUUAUUUUUUAACACUUAGGGCUGAGAUUUGGUCAUGGAUGGUACAAUGUAUGUAAAAACAAAUCUCAUUAUUUUGGUGUCUUUUUGAUGAAACUGGAAUUAUUGUCUGUUUGAAUAAACAGUUGUGAAGAAGUG
This is a messenger RNA of Boleophthalmus pectinirostris (great blue-spotted mudskipper), 2277 nucleotides long. RefSeq lists its product as uncharacterized. The record is from RefSeq and is a predicted model, not a curated record. NCBI's taxonomy places the organism in Eukaryota, Metazoa, Chordata, Actinopteri, Gobiiformes, Gobiidae. The transcript is spliced from 8 exons. The coding region runs from base 121 to 1845 and encodes 574 amino acids.